GCGCAAUUCCGAACCUGUCAGUGGUUCUGGUUUGCUAUCAGCCUCAUAGAGCAAAAGCGAGGGUUUCUUUACUGAAAAGGUGAAGUCGUUUCCUUUUUCCCUCGCCUCCCUCACACUCGUAUAUACACCGUUGCUCUGAGAGUGUACAUCAAAUAACGGUGCCCCCCCCUUCCCCGCGUGCAGCGCCGCCAUUUUAGCGCGGGCUCUCGCGAGGCUUGACGCCAUCUGCGGGAGCCUCUGCAAAUUCUCGCGAGGUUUGGCUGCUUCCGGCCGUGCCUUCCGCAGGUCUCGCGAGAGCUGCGUUCUUUCUCUGCCGUCCCUCACGCCGACAAGAUGCCCUCCAGACUGAGGAAGACCAGGAAGCUGAGGGGACACGUCAGCCACGGGCACGGCCGCGUCGGCAAACACAGGAAGCAUCCUGGAGGCCGCGGUAAUGCUGGUGGUAUGCACCAUCACAGGAUUAACUUUGAUAAAUAUCACCCUGGCUACUUUGGAAAAGUAGGUAUGAGGCACUAUCACUUGAAGAGGAACCAAAAGUUCUGUCCCACUGUCAAUUUGGAUAAACUAUGGACCCUUGUAACUGAACAGACAAGACUCAAUUAUGCAAAAAACCCGGCUGGAAUGGCCCCAGUCAUCGAUGUUGUGCGCUCAGGUUACUACAAAGUCCUGGGCAAGGGCAAGCUGCCCAAACAGCCUGUAAUUGUGAAAGCAAAGUUCUUCAGUCGAAGAGCGGAGGAGAAGAUCAAAGAAGUUGGUGGUGCCUGUGUGCUCGUGGCAUAAAGGCCUUUGUUUUAUUCAAACCUUUUGAAUAAAGACCAAUGUGUAAAAUGUGUUGAUUUAUA
Coturnix japonica (Japanese quail) is the source of this 842-nucleotide messenger RNA. RefSeq names its product ribosomal protein L27a (gene RPL27A). Gene Ontology annotation, molecular function: structural constituent of ribosome. The record is from RefSeq and is a predicted model, not a curated record. Gene Ontology annotation, cellular component: cytosolic large ribosomal subunit; ribosome. Lineage: Eukaryota; Metazoa; Chordata; Aves; Galliformes; Phasianidae. Gene Ontology annotation, biological process: translation.